UAAUUUGACAUUUAUUUUUUCUACACCGGCCUGGUGCAGGCAUGUAUUUUGUUCAUUCUUUAUUUUUAAUUUUACGUAAAUAAAUUAUAAUUAUUUAAAAAUGCUACGAACAAAAUUUGCUUCAAUAUUAAGUUUAAAAUGCCAAAGAACUACCCAAAACUGUCGUCACUUGAUAUUAUCUUGUAAAAAUCAAAAUGAAUCAGAAGCACCACAACCUUCGGGAAUGCAACCAAAAGACGCAUCAAUUGUUCUCUUUCCUGGACAAGGAGCACAAUACGUUGGCAUGGGAAAAGACCUACUCCGUUUCCCAGAAGCACGAUCUAUAUUUCAAUUGGCAAAUGAAGUUUUAAAAUAUGACAUUCUCAAAGUCUGUCUAGAAGGUCCCAAAGAAAAGCUAGACUCGACCGAGUUCGCUCAACCAGCUGUUAUGAUCACAUCGUUGGCAGCUCUCGAACAACUUCGCGAAGAACGCCCCAAAGCCAUAGAAAACUGCAUGGGAACAGCUGGCUUUAGUUUAGGUGAAAUAACUGCAUUAGUUUUUGCCGGCGCUAUACCAUUCGAUAAGGCUCUGAAACUUGUACAAGUUCGUGCAAUAGCUAUGCAAGCUGCUUGUGAUCAAGUUAAAAGUGGAAUGAGCAUGGUGAUAUUUGGGCCAGAUUCUGAAAUCAAUGAAGCUUGUAAUCAAGCAAAACAAUGGUGUUUGGAAAAGGGAAUAGAAAAUCCAACUUGUAGUAUCGCCAACUACCUCUAUCCACAUUGCAAAGUUAUAGCUGGCAAUAUUGAAGCUCUUGAGUAUCUGGAAAAGAAUACAAAGAACUUUAAAAUACGACGAAUGAAGCGUAUUGCUGUGAGUGGAGCAUUUCAUACACCUCUCAUGGAAUCGGCUGUUCAACCGUUUGCCAAGGCUUUGCGAUCGAUAGAAUUGAAUGAUCCUAUGAUAAAAGUUUACUCAAAUGUCGAUGGAAAGACUUAUAGAAAUGCAGAACAUAUUUUAAAACAACUUCCUAAGCAGAUAAUAAAACCUGUUAAAUGGGAACAAGUGUUACACAUGAUCUAUGGACGACCACAAGGCAUAGAUUUUCCUAGAACCUUUGAAUGUGGACCAGGUCGAGGUUUGAAUCAAAUCUUAAGUAAAGUUAAUGCGAAAGCACAUAAUUCGUCGUUUAACAUUGAAGCGUAGUUAAAUAUAUUUAAUAAUGAAAACCUGAAAAAAAUAUCUUUUAAAAUUU
This is a messenger RNA of Episyrphus balteatus (marmalade hoverfly), 1229 nucleotides long. It is a transcript of the gene beg, whose product is annotated as probable malonyl-CoA-acyl carrier protein transacylase, mitochondrial. Gene Ontology annotation, molecular function: transferase activity. The coding region runs from base 101 to 1180 and encodes 359 amino acids. The record is from RefSeq and is a predicted model, not a curated record. The transcript has 2 exons. NCBI's taxonomy places the organism in Eukaryota, Metazoa, Arthropoda, Insecta, Diptera, Syrphidae.